GCUCUUCAUCAAUAUUAAACUCCGCGCUUGAAUCCAACCCCCAGAUCUGCGCGCGUCUUCUGCUUUAACCGUAAAAUGAGUUUCAGUGCAGUGACUCCGUGCGUCUCCACAGCUCAUCUCUCGGAGUCCACAACGCUGAGUCGAGUGGCUGUUGACGUGAAACGCUCCGCCAUCCUGCCCUGCACUCACACCGUCCACAAAGGUCUCAUUGAGGUCACAUGGAGAGCAGGCAGUGAGGAACUGGUCGCUUCUUACCUGCAGGGGAAAUCGGUACAGGUGCCCCACUGAGACGCACACUUCUGCUGUCCUCAUGAAGUCCAGCGCUCUGCUGAUCGUAUUCUGUCUCUCUUUCAUCCGUCUCACAGGGUCUCCCUCGCAGUCUUUCACUCAUGUGAUCGCAACCCCCAACGGCACGGUCACCCUGCCCUGCAACGGGACCUUCCGCAGCAAGUUGACCGCGGUCGUAUGGGAGUCGGACGGCGGAGUCCGAGUCGCUCGUUACUACCAAGGGAAACUGGAACCAGGUCCCGGGUUCGAGAACAGAGUCCAUCUGUCCAAGGAGGGGAUUGAAAGCGGAAACUUCUCCCUCACCAUCAGCCCUGUCGAGUACAUGGAUGGAGACUUUUUCAGUUACAGAUGCAUGAUCAAGACCGGGAAGGAAACAGAACUUCGGGACUUCGGGGAUGUUCGACUAGAAGUGUUAGAGCCCAGAGAGGUGUCCGCGCUGGUGGGGGACCCCGUUUCCCUCCCCUGCUACGCCGCUGUGGACGGACAGCUUCACGUCCGCUGGGAGAAGGACAGACAAGUUGUGGUGGAGGUUCAGUCUGGAACCUUCCAUCAUGGUCCCGGGUUCAAAGACAGGGUCACUCUGUCUAAUGACAGGAUUCGACAUGGUGACCUGUCCCUGUCCUUCAACACGACACGUGGGUCGGACCAGGGCACCUUCCGAUGCUUCUCCGGCGGAAAAGGGCAAAAAAACAUAAUCGUUCUCUCCGUUAAAGCCCGUGAGGACAACCUCACUGUCUUAGAGGGUGAUUCCAUCACCCUGCCGCUCCGCUCUACAGAACCAGUGAGAGUCCAGUUCUCCAGCGCUGGUGAUCAGUCGACUGGCGUGUCUGUGUGCGUGGUGGAAGGAGGUUUACCGCGGUGUGAGACACAGUACAACCACAGGGUGUCCAUCCAGAACGGGAGUCUCCAUUUGCAGCAAGCGUCACCAUCUGAUAGAGGUGUGUACAGAGUCAUGGACCGCAGGACAAACGACACCAUCAGCAUCUUCACCGUGGAUGUUAUUGAAGAUUGGACACUUGCAGGAUUUAUCGCGGGGUUUUUCCUGGGAUUUUUUCUCCGCCUGGUUGAAGACAAGAUGUUGAUCCUCCGGCCGGACCUGCGGCUGCUGCUGACGAUGGUUCUGUCGUUGAUGCCAGUAGUGCUAUUUAAUCAGGUGCAGCUAGAAGGACAGCAGCUGAAGGUUGAGCGGGGGGUCCUGCUGGGGGUGAUCAUGGGGCUGGUGAUGGGGGUGGUGCUGCUGUUUUGUGGAAAGAUGGCGUGGCGGUGGGUGCGUUCGCACGUCUCCGGGUUUCGGAGGCCGAAGGAUGACGCGCGCCUUUCGGCGCCUUCUGCGUGCGUGUGCUCCUCCCCCCCUGCUGAGAAGCUGCCGGAGAAAAGGCUUCCCCGGGAGGUGAUGGGGGGCCCGGGUGAUGAGGAGGCCUCUCGUCCCCUGAACGGCGAGGCCAAAGCCUAGAAGGCGCGACUGCGGUUACUUCAUGUGCAGAACUGGGCAAAAAAAGCUGUAAAGAGAAAAAAGCUUCCAAAAAUAAUGCUCUUAAUUAAUUAACUUCCUACA
This is a messenger RNA of Scleropages formosus (Asian bonytongue), 1843 nucleotides long. RefSeq lists its product as uncharacterized. The coding region runs from base 311 to 1741 and encodes 476 amino acids. Gene Ontology annotation, biological process: cellular response to lipopolysaccharide; immune response; positive regulation of T cell proliferation. The transcript has 7 exons. The record is from RefSeq and is a predicted model, not a curated record. Gene Ontology annotation, cellular component: external side of plasma membrane. Lineage: Eukaryota; Metazoa; Chordata; Actinopteri; Osteoglossiformes; Osteoglossidae.